AUGGCAAGUCCAAGAACAAGGAAAGUUCUCAAGGAAGUGAGAGCACAGGAUGAGAACAAUGUCUGUUUUGAAUGUGGUGCGUUUAACCCCCAGUGGGUGAGUGUGACCUAUGGAAUUUGGAUCUGUCUUGAGUGCUCAGGAAAACACCGAGGCUUGGGAGUUCACCUCAGUUUUGUACGUUCUGUAACCAUGGACAAAUGGAAGGAUAUUGAGCUGGAGAAAAUGAAGGCUGGAGGUAAUAGCAAAUUUCGAGAGUUCUUGGAAUCUCAAGAUGACUAUGAUCCCUGCUGGUCAAUGCAAGAGAAGUACAACAGCAAAGCCGCAGCUCUUUUUAGAGAUCAGGUAGCUACAGUAGCUGAAGGCAAGGAGUGGUCCAUUGAAACGUCUCCUGCCAGGAACUGGACCCCACCUCAGCCUAAAAUGUCUCUCUCUUCCACUCAUCGUUCUGCUGGACAAUCGCAGACUGCAACUGCCUCUUCUGACAAGGCUUUUGAAGAGUGGUUAAAUGAUGAUGUCAGCUCCUACCAAGGUGGCCAAGAGAAUCGCUAUGUGGGGUUUGGAAACACAGUAAACCCUCCAAAAAAAGAGGAUGACUUCCUGAAUAAUGCUAUGUCUUCAUUGUACUCGGGAUGGAGCAGUUUUACGACUGGAGCAAGCAAAAUUGCCUCGGCUGCUAAAGAGGGUGCUACCAGAUUUGGAUCUCAAGCAAGUCAAAAGUUUUGGGGCUACAAGCAGCAGCCAGAGCCGGCAUCAGAGUUAGGUCAGACAUUAAAUGAAAAUGUUCUCAAACCUGCACAGGAAAAGGUGAAAGAGGGGAAAAUAUUUGAGGAGGUCACCGUGGGGGUGUCACAGUUGGCCAGCAAGGGAGUUGGAAGUAAGGGAUGGCGAGAUGUCACCACUUUUUUUUCUGGCAAAUCAGAUUCUGAAAGACCAGCUGAGGGAGACAGCUACCAGAACAGUGGAGGGGAGGGCUACCAGAACAAUGCUGUAGAUCAAAGCUUCUGGGAGACCUUUGGCAACUCAGAUCCACCAAAAGCUCAUAAAUCUCCAAGCAGUGAGAGCUGGACCUAUGUGGACAAUUCCACAGAGAAGAAGAGCUCUGAUAGCUGGGACGUGUGGGGCUCAGGAACAGUCUCCAACAACAAGAACAGUAACAGCGACAGUUGGGAAAAUUGGGAGACCAACUGGGAAAACACAGGAGGGGAGAGCAAGACCAAAAAACCUCCUAAGGCAACAAAAAAGGCAUCUUCAGCUGAUGAUGGGUGGGAUAACCAGAACUGGUAGAACUGUGUUAACCCUGUUUUGCACAGCUAGGAAAGGGAGGCUAUGCUGGCUGAUUGAGGGGAGAAAGUUUUACACGCAGCUGGAGUAUCUUGGUUGACCUUACUGAUCUGUUACUUUCGUGCUUCCCGUUCAUUCUCCUUUCUUCUGUCUCAGUUUAGGGAAAAAAAAAAAAAGUAUCUGAAUCUUUUAUUACAUAAAGGUGGCUCUCCCUUUUUUAAGGAUAGUGAUAACUAUAUUCGCCUUGCACUA
Molecule: messenger RNA, 1533 nt
Organism: Nipponia nippon (crested ibis)
Lineage: Eukaryota; Metazoa; Chordata; Aves; Pelecaniformes; Threskiornithidae
Source: RefSeq, a predicted model, not a curated record